CUCGUGCCAGCCAUGGCGGUCGUCUUGGCUGCGGAGGUGACGUCCUCUCGGCAUCCCUCGCAGCAAAUGUCUGCGUUGCUGGCCAGCUUUGGCCCGACAUGUCCAACGUGGCAUGGAUUUGACUAUGUGGUGGCAACUCCAGCAGACUGCUUGCCUUGCAACGUGUUUGCGUCUACCUCGUGUUUAGGCGAUCACAUCGGCUUUGUGCCGUUCCCGUAUUCGAGCUACGCGUACGCGCUCGACCACGCACUUUUCCCGGACGGUGGCCUCGAUGCAGACAGUGCCGAUCUUCUCGUCGGGUCGACCAGACUUCCUCGGAUCACUGUGUCCACCCAAUUCAGCGCCGACGUUGUAGUAGUACCCCCUCGCGUGUUUUCCAACGUCCACCCCCCCAAGGCGUUCAACUGGAACGACUUUAACCAGCAUCGAGACACAAUUGUGUGGAACUUGCUGCAAACCCAAGCCGUCCAACCGGGCCUGUACGAGAUCGAGCUCGACGCAUGGGAUUAUGUCCAAAGCAGCGGUACGUGCGACGUGUGUCUGUCCAUCACGGACGGCUACCGCCCUCAAUCUACGUCAGUUUGCCCCGAGUUUGCCGCAACAGAAGACCAUGUCGGAUGGCGCAAGUAUUUUGCCUCGGUACACCAGUUACUCGCUGAUGUGACAGCGUUUGCUACUACCCGCACCAACAACGACAUUUGUUCGUCUCCGCUUUCGGUCGAUGCGACGUGCACGGACACAUCGACGCUGACUGGUGUGGACUGGUUUGAUUGCCCCAUUGACGACGUCGCCACAGCUACACAAUGUCUCACUCGCCCCCUGACGGCAUGCGCUGCGUCAAAGUUGCUCGCGAAUCCAUUUGCAGAUCCCGACGUCUUGUGCAACCCGUCCGAGGUGUUGGGACCAACCCAAUGCCGCCGCCAAUGCUCGUUCGACUAUGUGUGGAGAGAGCCGUAUGUGGUCUAUGGCUGUCAGGACACGACGUCUGUGACGCAGUGCGGAAGCGGGUUGGACGUGAAUCGAGGUGGCGACAUGACCGACGCCGCGUUGUCAGCGUUUGGAUGCACCCAGAUGGUGUCGUUGGCCACCAUACCCAGCGAUUUCCAAGUGCGUGUUGCCGUCGACGCCAACGUACAAGAGCUUCGCCAGAACGACCAGUUUGUCAAAACCAGUGCCCGACAAGUGCAUUUUCGACACGUCGACGGCUAUGAACGCCAGUUGCAGCUGCCGAUUCAAGAUAUCGUGACAGUGACGUCGACUCAUGAUCCAGUGAACAAUGCGAUUCUGCCCACGACCGAAGCGCCCGUGUAUUGGCGGUGGAGCAUCAAACAUAUCACCUCCGGUGACAAACACCACGGAGGCGACGACAUCGUUUGGCAUGACUGGAGUGCCAACGACUUAGUCACCAUCGUUGGUGACGACGACACGACGACCACGGUGGUCAUGGCUUUUGAAGCGUGGACUCAUUGUGGCCGUGUCUGCGAUGCCGUCGAAUGGACGGUCGUGUUGGACUGUACCGCAGAGACCACUGCGCCACCCACAUAUACGACGAAACCGUCGAAACCACCGUCAUACUCAUCCACCAAGAAACCGACUAGAGCGUCAAAGUACAUAACAACCCCGACAACUUCUGCGUACGAGCCAAAAACCCCAAAACCCACCGACACACCAAGCGCGCCUUACUCAACUCCCCCCGACGAUGAUGACAUUUCGUCAACUGUAUCACCAUCCCCCAUCAUUCGCACCAAUAAACCACCUUACCAAGCUCCGACUACUACCACGGCAAUGGUCACAACGCCCCCCCCCACCACGUCUCGAGCUAACGUUAGCUGCCCCCUAGCAGGCGACUCUUUGGUUCGCCCAACGUGGGAUAACGCCCCCGUAUGUGCUUGGCCAUCGGUGGACGUUUUCCUCACCGGGACAGACCAAGGGUGCGUUGCUUGCAAUCCAUUUGAUUCAGCUGCUUGUCCAAGCAGCAAUCGCCAGCAUAUCCCCGUGCCUACCUCGCCAUAUUCCAGCUGCGACACUGUUCCAUCGCGGGCCACCGUCGACAUUUCCGUGUAUGACCGCCAUGGGUCCAUCGUAACCCCUACAUUGCAUGCCACGGACACGGUCCCGUGGCGUGACUACGCGUUGGGGGACCGCCGACCGUCGAUUCUGUAUUCGCUUUUGCACAGCGGAUCCAAGCAGCAACUCCUGCCCGGUCGCUACGAUGUCCACUUGGAAGCACAUGAUGGAUUUAGCACCAGUGCAGUUUGCUCCACAUGUGUGACAGUGUCGGACCGCUUCCGUCCCCAGUCCCAGCGAGGUUCAUGUCCCUUUACUGGCGACUCGUCCGUGUUUCAAUUUGUGGGGUGGUCAGCCCACGCAUCAGACAUCCGCGCUAUUUCGUCCCACUUGAAUGCGUUUGUCACGUCUCGGCAAAACAACGACGCAUGUGGUGACGUUCUCGACGAUAAUAACGUUAUCGCAUGUGAUGACGUGAUCAACGUGACCGUGUCCGAUUGGCUCAACUGCCCCGUCGACGCAGGCUACUUGGGUCUAGCCGGGGUAUCAUCUUCGCCCGGAAACCAUUGCGUCCGCGCCGCUCUGAUUCGCAAUCCAUUCGUGGACACAACCGUGUUGGCAGACCCAGCUUCGUUCCUAUCCCCGUUGCAAUGUACCCGGACGUCGUAUGUGUCAUAUCAAUGGCGAGAAGUAUGGCUCGACUACAAGUGCGACAACGCCGCCGCCACGGCCAUUUGCAGCAGCGGCGCAGAUAUUGCUCCGUAUCGCGGCGGGGACCUCUCGGAUGCCACCCUAGAUCAAUUUCAAUGCGGGGGGACGUUCUCGCUUGCUGCCACGGCCGACGACCUGGUGCGGCUCGCAGAUAUCCAACCCCACCCUGCCCUUGGCAUGACUACUCCAAGCUACAUUGCCAACGACACAGACUGGAUGUCCUUGGGUUUGUACGCUGAUGACGGCGCGCCGCACCAGUUGCACUUUUGGUCGGAUUCGACUCUGUCGCUGUCUGUGACGCUGUCGCAUGUCCAAGCUGUGUUUACCCCCAUUGUGGUCCUCGCCAACGCUGCUCAGCAAGGCGAUAUACCUCUCCCGACAACCAGCGACGAUGACCGCAUCGUGUUUUGGAGAUAUAAGGUCGGUCAUCAACCAACUUGGCGCGACUGGCAGUCCAACGAUGCGAUCGCGUUGGCGGGUCCUCGGACGAUCAUUCAGUGGGAGGCGUGGACGCACUGCGGGUCCAAGCGCGUCGAGACGGCGGCCACGUGGGAGCUACACGUGCACCUGAAACCAACCCAGUCGUCCAACUACUCGACCACCCAAGACAACAACAAUCAACCGGGCAGUUCCAGCGGUGCCACCAAUGUUUGGGGCGCCAUGGGUAGCAGACACCUCGUCCUGUUGGGAGUUGCACUUGCCUGUGGGUUAAUGUAAUAAACAAUUGCAACUCGUUCGAUG
Aphanomyces astaci is the source of this 3459-nucleotide messenger RNA. RefSeq lists its product as hypothetical. The record is from RefSeq and is a predicted model, not a curated record. NCBI's taxonomy places the organism in Eukaryota, Oomycota, Saprolegniomycetes, Saprolegniales, Verrucalvaceae. The transcript has 3 exons. The coding region runs from base 13 to 3435 and encodes 1140 amino acids.